Messenger RNA from Brachypodium distachyon (stiff brome), 1824 nucleotides. RefSeq lists its product as uncharacterized. The record is from RefSeq and is a predicted model, not a curated record. The transcript has 4 exons. Lineage: Eukaryota; Viridiplantae; Streptophyta; Magnoliopsida; Poales; Poaceae. The coding region runs from base 909 to 1544 and encodes 211 amino acids.
AUUGAACAGCGAACCCCUUCGGCUUUUGGAAUUUCAGCCCAGCCGAAGAGCUCCCCAGUCCCCACUCGUCUCGCCUUGAUCAGACUCCGCCUCCCAUCGCCGCCGCCGCUUCCUUUGCCGUUCAGUUCCGGCAGCCGCCUCUCUCCCUGCGGUUCACCGCAUCCCUCUGAGCCCUCUGAUUUGUUUUCGAUGGAGUUGCAGUCGGGCCGUUGCCCUAGGUCGCAAUCGCCGCCAGCAGCUCGCCGUCGUUCCCCGCCCCGCCACAGCCCAGACGACGGCGGAGAGGACCGGAUCGGUGCCCUUCCCGACGAAAUGAAGCUCGAGGUCCUCAACCGCCUCCGUUGCCCCCGCGCCGCCGCCCUCACGAGCGCCCUCUCCCGCCGGUGGCGCGGCCUCUGGACACACCUCACCGAGCUCUCCUUCCGCGAUAUCGCGCCGGAUGCACUCGACGCGGCCCUCAAGCAGGUAGCCUGCCCUACUCUGUCCUGCCUCGAAAUCGACAUCCCACUGCGACACAUCUUCAGGGGGGCCCUGCCCGCGUCUCCGCGCUGCUCCAUACCGCCGCGCGGCUCGCCCCGGCGGAUCUCGUCUUCACUGUCAGGGGCUACCCUAGAUAUCAUGACAUCCCUAUCGAGAUACCAUGCUUCCACCGCGCCAUCUCGGUCAAGCUUCGCGUGGACGCCUUCUAUCUGACACUGCCGGCACAGGGCGCUGAGUUUCCCGUGCUGGAGAGGCUGUCCAUCGCUUCCUUCCGCUUCAACAUCCCUGAUCUGGUCCUGCUGCAGUGCCCUCGCCUGCGUGUGCUAGAGGUAUGCGGCCGCCCGGAUCUAGGCACAAUCAGAGUCCACUCGCUGACGAUUGAGGAGCUUUUCGUGACAAGCGAUGGAAGGCUGAGUAACAUUGAUAUCAUGGCCCCCGUGCUUAAGCAGUGCAAGGUGUCAGGCCUGGAUGGGCAAAGAUUUCACCAUGUUGUUCUCAGCGCCGAUGAUGGACAAUCUUUUGUGAUGGUGGGGAGCGUCUAUGUCCUAACAUUGCUUCUAUCUCCUCUUCCUCCGGAUUUCGUGGGAAGCGCCGACCUGAGCUUUUCUCAAGCAAUGGCACUACUUCCUGCCAUUUCUGUUUGUCAGUUAUCUUUAUAUUUAACGCCGGGACAUGUUUUUGGAGCAAUGGUAUUGGAUGUACUUGGAGCUUGUUCCACUAUAACAAGGCUUAAGGUGUCCAUUCGACCAAAUGAGGGCAAAGAAGCACGCCACCUACCAAAUUGUCCUUGUGAUCAACCCCAAAACUGGAGAAGCGAAAAUAUCUCCUUGAUAGCUCUAGAAGAAGUAGAAAUAGUUGGUUUUGGUGGAACUGAUCAUGAAGUUGAUUUCUUGAAACUACUGUUGAGAUGCGCGACUCUGAUGAAAAGAAUGACCGUGAAGUUGUCCCCUGAGGUUUUACCAAGUGACAGAGGAUGCAAGGAAAUCUACAACAUUUGUAUGGGAAACCCUGAUAUGCAGUGUUCUAUUUAUAGCAGCGGCGGUGACCAGGGCCAGUAUGCAUGAUGGCCAAGUGCUUCUAGGUGCAAGAGUUAUAUCCUCAAGCUGUGUCUUGUCAAAACUUGAGGUCGGGAUGUGUUUACCUUUUGCCUAGCCUUCAUGUGUUGAUACAGACUUAAAACAGUUACAGAAACAUGUUUCAUGGCCGUACUACAUGAACGAAAUGUAUGGAGUACUGAACUAUACUAAUAGAAUGGCUUCAUGCCUGGAUCCAACAAAACAUUGCAGCUUAAACCUGCGUGAUCCAUGAUAGUGCCGCUGAGCAUGGGCCUUUCUUUUUUCUGCA